AUGAGCUCGAAUCAGACCUCUGCAAGGGAUUCCCCCUCUGAUCAGCAUAAGGAAGACGAAAACCUCGAAAGACUUAAACGACUAGGCAUGCAAUGUGUGUCGCCUGGCUUUGGCAAGAUGGACGACCGCAUGUUGUCAACGAUCCAGCUAUCUAGAGACAUUGCUAAGGGACAGAAAGAGGUCAUUCACAAGCUCAGCGUCCGCCAAACAGAAUCCGUAAAAAUCCCAGAUUCUGGUGACGAAGUGGUACCCAAGCAUGUUGAACAAACGAACCAGGACGUGAAACCGUCGAGUCUCGACUCUUUGGAAAAGGAUGCCACGAAAAGUCGACUCAAAUCUUUGAAAAGAGCGCGAGUGCCUCCUCCGCUGAAUAUAGGAUCCAGCACCGCUAACAGCGAAGAAAAACUCCCCAGUUUUGCACAAAGCAGUAACAGUCAUUAUAUGGGUGCCAAGAGCGCUCCGGCCCACAUCACACGAUAUCCCAGAGGCAAAUCCAAGGUUCAGUACUUGGGACGUGCGUCACGUGCAGAGUCGCAGGCUCGAAAGAGGCCCAGAGUCAACCCCAGCUGGCCUCCCAUGAUGAACCCCGCUUUUACACCGUACGGUUAUUAUCAACAUCCUCAAACUGCUACAGUGCCAUACCACAUGGGCUAUGGUCCAUUUCAAAAUGCGUAUCAGGCUCCGUAUGUAAUGGCACCCGUGCCUUACGCCAUGAUACAGACGCCAUUUACGGAUCCAUCAGCAGCGCAGACUACGCUUCAGCAAGAUUUCGAAACAUACAGAAGUCAAAACCCAGGUGUUGGAACUAGGGAUUUAUUCGGAAACAAUGAGAGCCGCUGGGCGCCCAUUCAAGUGCAGCCCCAAAGUGCCAGGGACGAGUUUUUUGGAUCUAGAACCCAAAAACCGAGCAGGCAGAUGAAACGACCCUUUCAGAAAAAUGAGGCGGUUUCGGACGAGAACGAGAACGAGAACGAGAACGAGAAAGAAAAUGAAAAUGGGAAUGAGAAUGAGGACGACAGCGACAACGAAGAAGCUGAUUUGGCUAUUGAAGAAGGGGCCGAGCCUACAAGCACCAUGACUUCUCGGCUUGCAAACCUGACAACACUAGAUGGAGAGCUCCGGCUGCAUGACGAUAGCUUUGGGUUUUCGUUUUCGCUUCUGGAGGCUGCCACGGAUAAAAAAAUGUUCAUGUCGAUAUGCGAUAAAGUGUGGGAUGAAUUUCAGACUCUUUCAAAACGGGAGGGAUAA
Messenger RNA from Lachancea meyersii CBS 8951, 1248 nucleotides. The record is from the annotation of a GenBank genome assembly. Lineage: Eukaryota; Fungi; Ascomycota; Saccharomycetes; Saccharomycetales; Saccharomycetaceae.